AUGGUAAUAAGGUUAGACUCAUAUCUAAGUGUAUGCAUCUCAAAAUAACAUAUUGAUAUUUCCCUCAGAGCUGUUCCUGUUCUUCUUCCUCUCUCUCUCUCUCUCUCUCUCUCUCUCUCUCUCUCUCUCUCUCUCUCUCUCUCUCUCUCUCUCUCUCUCUCUCUCUCUCUCUCUCUCCACCCCCCUUUCUAUGUAUCAUUCUCAUGACCUGCUUAGACAUAGACAGGUUAGGCCUAUCAUUGGUUGUCUGGGCAGAAAGAUAAUACAAUGAACAAUCACACUAAAAUCAUACAUGAACAACUUUGACAAUCCUUUGCUUUGAGGACUUCGUAGUUCAAUUCCUUCAGGAUUAUUAUGGUGAUUAACAAUGGAAAGGGAACCUAUAUUUCAUUCAGCUCAAGCUGUUGUUUGGCUGAGCUAUGAAGCAAAUUUAGGACCUGUUUAAAUGAUUACUCUUGCGCACUUGGCGCCUGAGAUGUAUUAUUGGAAUAUUGACUGCAGUCAAUUUAUGAACUGCCAAAACUGACCUUUGGGCUCUUGUCUUUAGCACAGUGUGUUUGUCAAAUUAAAUUAUGUCUUCCCACUGGGCAAAAACUGGUUGAAUCAACGAUGUUUCCACGUCAUUUCAACAAAAACAUUAAAUGUGAUGACGCUGAAUUACAAGAGCAGACGCUCUUAUCUAAAGCGAAUUACAAGAGCAAUUAAGGUUAAGUGCCUUGCUCAGGGGCACACUGACAGAUUUGCCACCUUUUUUCACCCAACUUUUAACCUAAAUCAAAUGGCAUGGUGACAUUGUCUGUUGAUUUCACGUUGAAAUCACCUUAGUUGACAAUUCAACCAUAUGUAAAUCAAAACUAGACAUUGAAAUUACGUCUGUGCCCAGUGGGUUGUGGACAGAAUUAACUUAACCUGAUUUAUUGAUUUAAAGGCCCAGUGCAGUUAAAAACGUGAUUUUCCUGUGUUUAUAUAUAUAUUUCCACACUAUGAGGUUGGAAUAAUAUUGUGAAAAUGAUGAUAAUGCCCUUUUAGUGUAAGAGCUGUUUGAAAAUAUUGUUUUGAUAGGAGGGAGUUUUGACCUUCCAUGGUGACAUCACCAUGUGUUAAAUUAGUUAAUAGACCAAUAAGAAAGAGAGUUCCAAACCUCUCUGCCAUUAUUUGAUAUUGAGAUAAACGCAUUGGACCUUUAAUGAGAUUGUUGUUGCUCUCUUUCUCUCCUCAUGUUGUCCCAUAGCUUUAUCCCUCACUAACUCCUGUCUCUCCAUCACCAUAUCCAUUCCUCUGUCAUCCCUCCAUCCUCCACCUUUCAUUGACAGCUGUCCUCCUCAGCCCAUGACAUGCUAAUAUUUCCGUCUUUCCGCUAUACAUUUCAUUAAUCUCUCUUCAGUGUUCCUUCCUCUGUGUUCUUCUCCAUUGUCAUUGUAAUGUUACCUACUCUCCUCAGAUCACUCCCCUCUCUCUCUCUCUCUCUCUCUCUCUCUCUCAUUCUCUCUCUUCGGUCUCUCACGACUCUGUCCUGUUUCCAAUGUGUCCAAUUUCCUUGGUUCCCCACACCUCCGCUCCCUCCCUCCCCCCAGUCAGUGAAAUGUCAGGGCAGCAUGGAGCAUGAUGGAAAAACGACCACUUGUCUUACACAGGAACACUGUGUUACAUCCCAUUCAAUUUAGGCAUCCUUUUCAUAUCCCUGGGCAUUUGGUGUUAUCUGUAGUCAGUGCUGUUCCACUAUAUCAUACCCUUUCAAUAAGUGCAGACUGCAGACUAAAAUACGUUGGGCUUCUUUGUUUAGCACUAAGGAAGAAUUGGGGAUAAUCAUCUGAGUGUGUCUUUGGGAGGAGGAAGUUCAGGGCAGGGCUGAUAGGGACGGUCUUGAUCUAGUCUGGGUGCUUUGGAUCUAUCUCUCUUUCUCCCCAGACUCAUUACAAGGGCUAUUGCCCUGGCAUUCCUUCAACUGGUCUGGUCUAGUCUUAUUAGGAUGCGUCCCUUAGACGACUCCCUCCGUCAUGUGAUACUAAGAGGUACUUAGAGAUCGAUUUCAUUUUUUAAUCUGGGUAAGUGGAUCUUGCCCUGGUCUCCAGCCAUUUUGAAGAACCAGCCGAAGUCAGAGAGUUGUAAGUUCUAUUGUUUUUAAAGGAGAGGAUAUAGCUGCCAACACCACAUGCUAAGGCUGUUUUGAUUGCCUUUGUUGCUGUUUUAGCAUUAGCAUUUAGCCUUACAAUGGUGUUGGGUGGCCAACAUACAAUGAUGGAUUAGUAAUGUGAUAGCAGAUGGUUGGUGUUCAGGUAUUAAUGAAGUGUGUUAAGGUGGGAGGACAGACUAUUUUUAGAGGCUUACAUGCAAAAUAAAAAGUGUAAAUUACAGGACACACAAACAAGUUGUUACCUCAGUGUUACUUGCACUUCAGACAAAAUUACCCUGGUUCUGAGCGCAUAAGCAGUUUAUGGAUUAGCCAAAUGAACACAGUGGUGGCAUUGAAAGACCAAAUGGCCAAACAGGUCUGACAAUGUUACUAAAUACAGUAAACAAUUUCAUCAUAGUACAAAGAGUAUACAAAGGUCAAAGAUAAUUAUAGAUUCUGGAGUCCUGGAGUCCUUGCUGGUAGAAUGUCAAUUUAGAGGUACCGUUCAAACGGUACAACCAUAGUGUAUAAUAUAAUGUGGCGGGUAUUUUAGUGAAAUAUGUCUAAGGAUGAAAACAUUUUGUUCAUAUCCCUGUCACUGUGGUGCGACAUGGAUUAUGUUAAUAGAAUCAGCAGCUUUGCACUGAAAUAGGCCAGCACUGCAGGGAUGUCAAUUACCAUACACUCACAGUGACACCAAAGCUCUUUGCUUGAUGCUUGUUUUUGCCAGUGUGAUUUUGAUUUUGAUUAUUAUGCUUCCCCUAAAGCUAUAAGUAUAAACACGGUCUAGUCAACCAAGACUGCGAGAUCCCCUCUGCCUCCUCACCGCAGGGCUAGUUAUCCUGCAUCUGUGUAUGAAAUAACUUACCUGCUAUUAACAUUUUUACAUUUACAUUUUAGUCAUUUAGCAGACGCUAUUAUCCAAAGUGACUUACAGGAGCAAUAAGGGUUAAGUGCCUUGCUCAAGGGCACAUCGACAGAUUUUUCACCUAGUCAGCUCGGGAUUCGAAACAGCAACCUUUCGGUCACUGGCCCAACACUGUUUAUCAUUUAUAUUUUGCAUGGUUGGUGACCAAUUGCAGCUACUGGAAGGUGUUCAUUGUACCUCUCCUAUCAGUAGGUUGUGUUGUCUCCCUCCACCAAUCCUGCUUCCUGUUUCUCCAUAGGCUUGACAGCUAUUGGGGAGGUUGACACUGGCUCCGCCCCUUCUCCCAGGUUGGUCUUCCCUGGAGCAUGCCCAUAUCGCACCAUGCCCCUGCUGGCGAGCGGCUGGCUACUGCGCCACUCGGUGGUCAUGUGUCUGCUGCUGCACAGCCUGGUGCUGAUGACCUUCUGCUUCCACAAUGCCGCCACCAGCUGCUCCCAGGGCUGCUACUGCUCCGAGAGCGACGGCCGUGGCAAGAUUGUGCGCUGCAGCAACCUGCGUCUCACGGAGAUCCCCCAGGACCUGCCCAAUGACACGAGACACAUCUACCUGGACUUCAACCUGCUCACCAUGGUCCCCAGCAAUGCCUUCCGAGACUUGCCCCUGCUCAGCGAGCUGGACCUCUCCAACAACGAGUUGGCCCAGCUGGAGCCAGGGGCCUUCAGGGGCCUGGGGCCCUCACUCACCUUCCUGGACCUUUCCUCCAACAAACUGGUCAACUUUAACCCCGAGGCCUUCGAGGGGCUGCGGGCGCGCACCAACCUAACCAACAACCCGUGGCACUGUGACUGCAACCUGCAGCUGGCCAUGCCCCACAUCGACCUGGAGCCCCUGUCGCUGACGGGCAUCGUGUGCGAGACGUCGGAUCCGCCCGAUGUGGGGGCAGAGGGUGUGCCCUUCCUGCUGGCCCAGGACCUGGACCUGUGCGUGGUGAUGAAGAAGACCACGGACGUGGCCAUGCUGGUCACCAUGUUCGGCUGGUUCUCCAUGGUCAUUUCCUACCUGGUCUACUACGUCCGGCACAACACGGAGGAUGCCCGCCGCCACCUGGAGUACCUCAAGUCUCUGCCCACCAAGCAGGAACAAUCCGAGGCCUCUUCUACCAUCAGCACUGUGGUAUAG
This is a messenger RNA of Coregonus sp. 'balchen', 4160 nucleotides long. The record is from the annotation of a GenBank genome assembly. NCBI's taxonomy places the organism in Eukaryota, Metazoa, Chordata, Actinopteri, Salmoniformes, Salmonidae.